Messenger RNA from Debaryomyces tyrocola, 1842 nucleotides. The record is from the annotation of a GenBank genome assembly. NCBI's taxonomy places the organism in Eukaryota, Fungi, Ascomycota, Pichiomycetes, Serinales, Debaryomycetaceae.
AUGAAUUCUUCCUCAAAAUUCGACGAAGAGUCGCGAGAAGUGAAAGAUUCACUUCAUAAUGAUCAUAAAACCAAUUCUCUAGACGAUGAAUCUGAGGCUUUUGAACAUGACCUUAGGCUGGUAGUUGUUGCAAGAAUGGAAAUUAUGAAUAGUCAAUAUGAUAACUUUUACCUUAAGUUCAUUUUCUACUUUUCAACUUUUGUAGUUGGGUUUGCUUAUAUGCUUGAUUCCACUACCAGAUACUACUAUACUAAUUAUGCUACUGGUGCAUUGGGAAAUAAUUCAUUGUUAUCAACUGUUAACGUUUUGACCGCCAUUAUUGGAGCCGCUGGCCAAAUCGUGUUCGCAAGAAUGAGUGAUAUUUUUGGGCGUAUUGAAAUGUACGUUGUAAGCGUGCUUUUCUAUGUUGUUGGGACCAUUAUUCAAUGUCAAGCUACCAAUAUUGCAAAAUAUGCUACUGGUGCCGUCUUCUAUAAUUUGGGAUUCGUUGGGCUUGUCUUAAUUUUGGUUCUUAUUCUAUCCGAUUUUUCUUCGAUGCGUUGGAGAUUAUUCGCCAUAUUAUGUCCUACUUUUAGUUAUAUUAUCAUAACGUGGAUUUCUGGGAAUGUUGUGUCAGCUGUUGGUCCAGAAGCUAAUUGGAAGUGGGGGAUAGGAAUGUGGGCCUUUAUCUUUCCCUUAGCUAAUAUACCAUUCAUGAUUUGCAUUGGGCAUAUGUGGAUCAAAGCAAGAAAAACACAAGAUUGGAUUGAUCUCAAUGGGGUAAGAAGAAAGUUUGUAAAGAAAAAAGGAUAUAUGAAAUUCCUUAUUGAAUUAUGCUUGGAGCUUGAUCUUGUUGGCGCGCUCUUAAUGACAGUUUCGUUAGGUUGUAUUUUAGCUCCAUUGACUUUAGCUGGAGGUUAUGAAUCAAAAUGGCAACAAGGUAGUAUUAUUGCACCAAUAGUAGUCGGUGUGGUGCUCGUGCCUGUUUUUUACUGUUGGGAAAGAUUCGUGAGUAAAUUUCCAUUAACACCUAUGUCAUUUUAUAACGACAGAGCAAUUUAUUGUCCUUUACUUAUCAGUUUUACUUUCAUGUUCAUUUCUCUGCUUGUGUCUGAAUAUUUGUAUAAUGUAUUAACUGUGUCAGUUAAUCAAUCUAUUGAAUCUGCCACAAGAAUUCUGAGUUUAUCGAGUUUCACUGCAGAGAUUUCUGGCUUUUGCUAUGCAUUAGUGCUUGUGGAAAUAAAAAGGCCUCAGCCAUUCCUUGUUUUUGGUACGCUGAUGUGGAUGUUGUCACUCGGAUUGAUGUAUCAUUUUAGAAGUGGUAUGGAUGCAAAAGCUGGUAUUAUUGCUGCUGAAGUAGUUCAAGGGUUUGGUACUGGUUUCUUCUCCUAUGCCAUUACUGUUAUUAUGCAAAGUAGGGUGCCUCAUGAACAACUUGCUUCUGUUACUGCGUGGGGCUAUGUGUUGUACAGAGUAGGUGGUGCAGUAGGCUCUUCAGUCGGUGGUGCCAUUUGGACUCAAAUACUUUAUAAGAGACUCUUGACGUUACUUAGUCCUGAAGAUGCAGAGUUGUGUUUCCUGGAACCUCAAACUUUUAUUUUGAAUUAUACUUGGGGAACAUCAGAAAGAAUGGCAGCAGUUGAAGGUUAUAGACAUAUUCAAAGAAUUUUAACUUUAGUUGGUCUUGUAUUUUGUGUCCCUUUGAUUCUCUUUGCAGUAUUUACUACCAACAUAAAACUUAAGGCAAAGGUUGCCAAUGUGGAAUUUGAUAAAGACGGUAACGUUGUGGAAGUACAAGAUGAUAAUGAGGCAUUCAGUCUCGUUCAAUGGUUCAAAAAUAAAUAUAAUAAGGGAUCUACUUAA